AUGACUAAUUUCCUGCUUAUUGUUAUUAGAAUGGCUUCCGUUCCCGCCAUCCUUCUGUCAGUGCUCUUCUUCGUGCUGAUUUUGAUUGACGUGACCGGGAAUAUGUUGGUUUGCCUGAUAGUUUAUCGCAGGAAGCAGAUGCGGAGGCCAAUGAACUAUCUCCUGGUGAACCUCGCUGUAGCUGACAUUCUGAUUGGCGUAUUCAUGUUGCCUAGACACGUGUUUCAUCAUACAUUUGAACAUCCCACAGGUAAGCUCAGAAUAGGUGGAUCACCUACCCCUCCCCUAACCCAACAUUUUGCCCCUAGUGAGACACAAAUGUUAAAGUUGAGUAAGGGGUGGGGUGGGUGGGAAGUUUCCCAGAAACCUAAAUUGAUCCGUAAAGGUCAUCAUUGGAGGGUGUUUUCUUCUCUUGUCGUGUGAGGUUCUUUUAUUUUUGUGUCUCAGUUAACUAUAAAACAUGUUGAGGCUGGAGAAAGGGAAGACAGAAAGAGAGUGGAGAACGGUGAAAAAGCUCGGUCGGCAAGGGAGAGGUAGUAUGAUGAUAAUAUACUGAGCUCCCCCUUCAUUAAAUAAGUGGCUAGCGAACUAAAAUUUCCCUGCAGUUAUCUUCAUAUGUCCAACACUAACGGAAGUCCUAUACAGGCGACUCUCGAUAACUCGAACCUCGCGCUAACUCGUAGAAAUUUUUGUUUCCCUUCAGAUCAUUCUAUAUAAUUCUACCCUCGAUAACUCGAACCAUGUUUUUAAGCGCUUGACAAGUCGAAAAAAAGCAGUAUGAACGUCUGCGUGGGAGGCUAAUCAGGGGGCAGUACUUCAGCUGAAACAUACCGCAUAAAUGUGAUCUAAAACCUCGGUAAUCUCCUGUGUACCCGAAAAGCGAAAGCAGGCGAGACUUCAAUGCUACCGGUAUUUUUCCAAUCCUCUGCUAAGUUCAUUUAUUUCCUAAAAACAUAUCAUUUUUUUUCACAUUAAAGGUACAUCCGGGAACUAUCUAUGCAAGUUCAUAACAGGUGGUGUGUUUAUUUGGCUGAGUGCCGCUUCAUCCGGAAUAUUACUCAUAGCUAUUGCUACUGCGCGGUAUUUCGCGGUGGUCCAUCCACUAAAGCGAAGACUCCGCUUGAAGAAUAAACACGUCUUAUGGAUUAUGGUCAUAUCUUGGGUCUUCGCUUGCUUAUUAACAGUGCCAAGUAUGUCCGCGAUUGUUUACAGCCCAAGCAAAGAUUUCUGUAUCGAGGAGUGGGCGGAGUGGUACCCCAAGCGAGGUCACGUUGCCUUUGUAUUCGCGGUGAAUUGCUUGGUUCCUAUCAUAUCCAUGACACUUUUAUAUUCGAGAAUCAUUCAUAAACUUUGGAACAACCACGAGCAGGUCACAAAUUUGGUCCAAUACGCAAGGCUGAAGGCUCGAAAGCGAGUCACAUUCAUGUUGAUUGUCAUAACACUUGUGCACACUUUGUGCUGGUCGCCGAAUUAUGUCCUGUAUCUGCUGAUUUUUUGCGUUCCCGGAUUUUACUACGGUUCAACGGCUUAUAUCAUCACUGUUUUGUUAGUUCUUCUCAACGCAGCCGCUGACCCGUUGCUUUACAUGUGGUUCAUGGAAGGGUUCAACAGGGCCAUUCGAAGCGUACUCUGUUGUUGUCAUGGUAACAGAGUAGUAGGCGUUCCCACUGUUAGAAAAAUCAGUAAAACUCCUGUUGAGCUCGGUUUUUCUACCACUGUGGACCCAAACUAG
Messenger RNA from Porites lobata, 1732 nucleotides. The record is from the annotation of a GenBank genome assembly. Lineage: Eukaryota; Metazoa; Cnidaria; Anthozoa; Scleractinia; Poritidae.